Theobroma cacao (cacao) is the source of this 1914-nucleotide messenger RNA. RefSeq names its product hydroxyproline-rich glycoprotein family protein. Gene Ontology annotation, molecular function: transcription coregulator activity. NCBI's taxonomy places the organism in Eukaryota, Viridiplantae, Streptophyta, Magnoliopsida, Malvales, Malvaceae. Gene Ontology annotation, biological process: regulation of transcription by RNA polymerase II. Gene Ontology annotation, cellular component: mediator complex; core mediator complex. The record is from RefSeq and is a predicted model, not a curated record.
UUGUCCCUUUCUGAUACCCGUAAGAAAACUGCCCCGACCCGCGACCAUCAGCAACCACUGAUUUGCCUUCUCCCUCUUCCUUUCUAUAGUCUUCUGGAGUCUCCAGUCAAGUUUUUCACACAUUUCUCCGGGAACAUUUCUUCAAUCUGUUACUUGACAGAGCAAAAUAUGUGAAGGAAAAUCUGAUUUGCUGUUGGUGUUGGUAAGAUUACAUCUCUGUUAAAUCAAUGAACGGUUUGGGGUUCAGCUGCUUUUUCUCGGUUAUUUCUUUGCGAAUUCUAGCCUCUAGGGUUGUUUAUUUUUUGUCAGAUUAAGGCAUAGCUCAAAUCGCUUUCUUUUCUUUGCAAUUACUUGGAAAAUUUCAUUGGGGAAAAUAGUUUUAGAUCAAGCAAAUUGAAAAUGCUGCAACAUCAGAUAGUGCAAUCCCCAGCCAGGCUGGGCUUAACGAACCCCAACUCACCUUCUCUGCAAAACCCUACCCCUCCAAAAUACCCUUCUUCCCAACCCCAGCCCCAACCGCCGCCGCAGCAGCAGCAACAACCUAGCUCCACCAAUCUCUCCGCCACAACCACCUCGUCAGCGCUACUUUCUCUUCUCCCUCCACUGCCCAGAGCACAAUCCCUCCUCCUCCAAAUGGCCUCCUUAGCUUCCAAACUCUUUGAAGUCUCCCCGAAUCGUACCGUCUGGGUGUCCGCCUUUCGCGGAUCUCUCCCUUCUUUCCUCUCUUCGCAAAUCCAAACAACGCCUCCCCCUCCGCUUGAAUCCACCCCAACUUCAACCAAAGAAGUCCUCUCCUUAUUCACUUCCCUCCAAACCCAACUCUUCGAAGCCGUUGCCCAACUCCAAGAAAUCCUGGAUCUUCAAGAUUUUAAGCAGAAGAUUGCGAGGGAAAUUAGGUCCAAUGAUGGUGCAAUUCUUGCUUUUGCUAAUAAACUUAAAGAGGCGGAACGGGUUCUUGAUAUGCUUGUUGAUGAUUAUUCUGAUUAUCGGCGGCCUAAGAGGUUGAAAUUGGAGGAGGAUGGUGGUGGGGGUGAUGAUGAUUCUAGUACCACAACGGUCGCAUCUCAGUUGAAUUUGUCGGAUAUUUUGUCGUAUGCGCAUCGGAUUAGUUAUACUACUUUUGCACCUCCGGAGUUUGGUGCUGGACAGGCACCUCUUCGCGGGGCACUCCCCCCUGCUCCGCAAGAGGAGCAGAUGCGUGCUUCUCAGCUGUAUGCCUUUGCUGAUCUUGAUGUCGGUUUGCCUAAAGCAGUUGAGGCUAAGGAGAAAGCUGUCGAGGCAAUCAUUGAGCCACCACCUGCACAGCCUGUGGAUACCAAUCCACUUGCAAAUUUGGCAGCCCUUCAGGGUUUGCUUCCUCCAAACUUUACAGUUCCAUCAGGCUGGAAACCUGGGAUGCCAGUGGAGUUGCCAACCAAUCUGCCUGUGCCACCACCUGGAUGGAAGCCUGGGGACCCAGUGCCACUGCCUCCGUUGGACUCCUUGCCUAUACCUAGGAUGGAAGAGCCACACUUGCGGCCUGUUCCGCCUCCAGGAUUGCAUAAGCCACCUGAGCCAAUCCAGGUGCGACAUGUUGAGCUGGAUAUCCUGGAUCCUGAUGAUGAUAGCAGUGAUUAUAGUAGUGAUGAGGGAAGCUCUGAUGAUGAAGAUUGAUAGUGUGAUGGUUUGAAUGAUUGGUAGUUUGAAGUACUUGAAGUAAGUGUACCUGCAAUAUGUAACUCAUAAUUUUAGGAACAAAAUGGAAUUCUGAGUUUCAUUCAUGUACCCGAAUGCUAAGUAAUUUGCAAUUUGUAGAGUCCUUUUCACUAACCCAUCUGAAUUCCUUUAGUUGGAAAAUAAUUGCAUUUCCUAGAUAUAUAAUUAUUUCUUGUCAUGUAUCAGAAUUGAAAAUGAGAAGGAUUUGGUUUUGUUUUA